AGAGAGAGAGAGAGUGGGGUGGUGGGGGGAGGCUCCGGUUAGCCAAUGGGCGAAAGUUACUGUGACACAGGAAGUUUGGCUGAGGUCGUACAUUGAGCGGAGAAUUGGCAGAUGCCAUUGAUGCUCCCGUCCUGUCACAGGCGCCUGAACCCUCUCCGACAAAAUGCAGAGAUCUCCUCGGAAGAUUCAGUUCACGGAUCCCAUCCUCCCGUGUGAGCUGGACCCGCGAGCAGCGGAACAGAUCAGAAAGCGUCGUCCGACUCCCGCCAUCCACAUGAUCUCGAAGGACCACUUCUCAGAAGAGUUGGGUGAAGAGGUGCCAAGCUCUCAGUGCGGCUCAGCGACCUCUCCCAAACACAACGACAGAAGCCAUCGCAAAGCCUUGCAAGGAACAGAAGAGGGGAGAUUUGAGGAGUCCGGUGACGAUGAAGAGGAACCCCCAAACAUAGGCCACAAACAAGGUCCAGAUCAACAGCCGGACUCGUCGACCACUCCAGGGGGCAUUACCCCACAGGCAACAGGAGGGGAAGAGCCCAAAUGUACUGAGUUCUAGGUUCCAGGCAUUGGAUCGAGGGCGGAGUGACGGAGUGGGGGGGUGGGGGGGGGAGUCACAUCGAAGACACAACGUUGGGGGUCCCCACUUGUUCACGAAGGGAACGAACCGAACCGAAAACGAACCGAACCGAACGCACUCACCGACUGUGACGCAUCCGGGAACACAUUGCACUCGCACACAUUCUCACGCUCACGCUCACGCUCACGCGCGCACUCGCACUCGCACUCAUCAGUAUGCGCCUUAUCUCGUCUUCGACACGUCUCAAAGCGCGUCACGGAAUAGACUGU
This is a messenger RNA of Callorhinchus milii (elephant shark), 843 nucleotides long. Its product is annotated as protein phosphatase 1 regulatory subunit 1C-like. NCBI's taxonomy places the organism in Eukaryota, Metazoa, Chordata, Chondrichthyes, Chimaeriformes, Callorhinchidae. Gene Ontology annotation, biological process: intracellular signal transduction. Bases 164 to 553 code for a protein of 129 amino acids. The record is from RefSeq and is a predicted model, not a curated record. Gene Ontology annotation, cellular component: cytoplasm. Gene Ontology annotation, molecular function: protein phosphatase inhibitor activity. The transcript is spliced from 6 exons.